Danaus chrysippus (African queen) is the source of this 498-nucleotide messenger RNA. The record is from the annotation of a GenBank genome assembly. Lineage: Eukaryota; Metazoa; Arthropoda; Insecta; Lepidoptera; Nymphalidae.
AUGAGUUGUAUAUCAAGUUGUUCUGAACCCGUCACUUAUAACAAUCGUAUUAAUACAUUAAUCGUUAUAUUCCAGUACCGACGCCGGUGUCCAAAGACUUCCCGCUCUAAACAAGGAACACUCCGGGAACAUGAGCGACCCAACUGUACCGACGCCGGUGUCCAAAGACUUCCCGCUCCUAACAAGGAACACUCCGGGAACAUGAGCGACCCAACUGUACCGACGCCGGUGUCCAAAGACUUCCCGCUCCUAACAAGGAACACACUCCGGGAACAUGAGCGACCCAACUGUACCGACGCCGGUGUCCAAAGACUUCCCGCUCCUAACAAGGAACACUCCGGGAACAUGAGCGACCCAACUGUACCGACGCCGGUGUCCGGUGUCCAAAGACUUCCCGCUCCUAACAAGGAACACUCCGGGAACAUGAGCGACCCAACUGUACCGACGCCGGUGUCCAAAGACUUCCCGCUCCUAACAAGGAACACUCCGGGAACAUGA